AUGCUGCUUCCCCCUACGAUGACCGGCGAGUCACAGGACCCAGACAGUGGGCCCUUUGGUGACCCUGCGACGGAAAUCCUCGACGGACGGAUCUGGGUCGACGGUUGCUGGGAUUUUUUCCACUAUGGGCAUGCUGGCGCCAUGCUCCAGGCACGACAACUGGGCACAGAGCUCUAUGUAGGAAUACACUCGGAUGAAUCAAUAUUGGAAAACAAAGGCCCGACGGUCAUGACACUAGAGGAACGAAUUGCAGCAGUAGAUGCUUGUAGAUGGGUGACGCGCUCUGUACCACAUGCACCCUACGUAACAUCGCUACCAUGGAUUUCACAUUAUGGUUGCAAAUAUGUUGUCCACGGGGAUGAUAUAACGUCGGAUAGCAACGGUGAGGAUUGCUAUCGCUAUGUGAAAGCUGCCGGUCGUUUCAAAGUUGUGAAAAGAACUCCCGGUAUAUCGACCACGGACUUGGUGGGGAGAAUGCUUCUUUGCACUCGAACACACUUUAUGAAGCCACUAGCCACCAUCUUCGAUGAGCAGGAUAUUCCCGAGUCAAGAGAGAAAGCCGAUGGUCUACUUCUGCAAAUACGAUCGUUUGCUCGAGACGAGACGGGAUUAUCAGUUGGUGUCGGUGCGUGGAUGUGGUCAGAUCCGCUCCAAGCUACAAAAGGUUUGCCUGAGCAGCAGGAUAAAAAAUUCAGACUCCUUGCGCCCGGAAGUUCCCCCAAACCUGGGCAGAGAAUAGUUUAUGUCGACGGUGGCUUCGACCUCUUCUCUUCAGGUCAAAUCGAAUUCCUUCGUCUUGUGGUGCAGACUGAACAAGAAAAUGCCGAACAACGAGGCUGGUACAGUGAGGAAGCAGUUCAAGAGCGCAUUAGACAGCAUGGCAGCGACUAUGGCCCAGUUUUUGUUGUGGCAGGUAUACACGAUGAUGAGGUAAUUAAUUAUUGGAAAGGAUUAAACUAUCCCAUUAUGAAUAUUCUGGAAAGAGGUCUAUGUGUUCUACAGUGUAAGUACGUUGACCUUGUGAUAUUCGGUGCUCCAUUUGCGCCUACACGGGACUAUCUCACUAUAUGCCCUUGGGGCUCACCCCAUGCCGUCUACCACGGUCCAACAAGCUUUAUACCACUUAACUUUGACCCAUACUCGGAUGCUAAAGAUAUGGGGAUCUACCAUGAGAUUGGUCCCCACCCAUUCUCACAAGUCAACGCAGGAGAAAUCGUGCAGCGUAUUCUUCGGAGUCGUUGUAUGUACGAGGAGCGGCAAAGAAAUAAGAAUGCCAAAGGUAUCGUUGAAAAGGCGUCUCUUUAUAGAGAAAGAGCCGAAGAAAGUAACAGCGAGAGGAUGGAAAAUCAUUAA
Molecule: messenger RNA, 1353 nt
Organism: Blumeria graminis f. sp. triticale
Lineage: Eukaryota; Fungi; Ascomycota; Leotiomycetes; Helotiales; Erysiphaceae
Source: the annotation of a GenBank genome assembly